Messenger RNA from Loa loa (African eye worm), 888 nucleotides. RefSeq lists its product as hypothetical. The record is from RefSeq and is a predicted model, not a curated record. The coding region runs from base 82 to 888 and encodes 268 amino acids. Lineage: Eukaryota; Metazoa; Nematoda; Chromadorea; Rhabditida; Onchocercidae. The transcript has 7 exons.
GCAUUUCAUACAGAUACUUUUCGCCAUAAUCACAUUUUGCAACGCUUUUUAUCGGAAAUUGACGAUAUUCCAGCAAUUUUGAUGCUUAAUGUGCAUGCGCUAAAUUUAACUUUAAAUUGGCUAUGCAAUGUGGUCAGUUUCUCAACCGUCCAUCAAAGACUUCUAAUAUUUGCAUUUGAUCAUACAACCUACAAUACACUUCGGGCAUCAUGGCCAGAAAUUAAAGUUAUCUUUUGGUCAUUGCCUGGAAUGCACGUACAAUUUCAAAUAGGUGAUAGUCGCUAUCAAAUGUUGCUAUAUUUUCGUGCAAAACUAUGUACAUAUUUGGCUAGUAUAGGCCGUGAUUUCUGGAUAAUCCAAGCAGAUACUUACUGGCGCAAGAAUUUGUUCAAAAUUAUAGAUACUCGUCAAAUGUUGGGUUUAAAUGGAAAUCUUCUUUUCGAUCAAGAAGGUAACAAAGGAUUGUUGAUUGAAAUGGUCGCUGGUGGCUAUUUCUUUGUUAAAGCAGGCUUCAAGUCAGAAUGCUUUUUCAAAGAGAUUUCAAGACAACUGGAGAAUUAUUACGCUACAGACAAUAAUAUUAUGGGAGCAUUAUGUAUCACACAAUAUUGUGGUAAUAAAUGUGUAUUCAUACCAUAUAAUUUAAUCAGUAAUUGGCGAUGGUAUUGGAGUGAACAAACACAUAUUCCACCAUUGCUACAAUUUGAUGGUGGAUUAAAUUCGAAUCAAAAAUUUGACAAUAUGAAAAAACUUGGAGCAGAAUUUGUAAACAUCACACAAAUGAAGGAGCAUUAUCUAGCUAAAUGCUUUAUUCGCAAUGCAUUAACACCGGAAGAUGCACUUCCUGAAUGGCUAGUCUUUAUUCUUAUGUUUAAAAUUUUUGUCUAG